Molecule: messenger RNA, 999 nt
Organism: Dermacentor albipictus
Lineage: Eukaryota; Metazoa; Arthropoda; Arachnida; Ixodida; Ixodidae
Molecular function (GO): transcription cis-regulatory region binding
Source: RefSeq, a predicted model, not a curated record
UUGGCUACCUUGGAGGCUGCGGUUCUAGUCACCGUAUAACGGCGGAAAGUGCCGUAUGAAUUGUGCACGUGGGUUUACUCCGAAGGCGAUAAAGGCGGCUGGUGUACGAAGUUUGUGCCACUGUCUUUUGCCCUAUCAACAUGCGGACCGAAGUAUUCGAGCCGGACAUUCUCGAGAGAGAGAGACUCCCACCCCGUCUCGCCCCGCGACGGAGACGGUUCAUUCGUUUCUUGCUGCCCCGCCUGUACAACCGCCGCUAUGGCCAGGACCUGGAGUGGAUUGACCAGGAGGAGGGCACUUUCCGCAUCCGCUGGAGUCAGGACCAAGGAAUUUCUCAGAGGGACCCUCCUGUACAGUUCUUUAAGGACUGGGCUGUCUUAAAGAGGAUCUGGAAUGAGGCGGAUCCAAAAAACCUUGACAAGGCGAAAGACCGAGUUCGAGUGGCCCUAUUGAAUAUCAGAUAUGUGAAGCAAAUAAAAUCGGAGCACAAGAACUACCGGUGCUUUAGAAUUGAAAACCAGCAGCUUCUUGAUGACACAAAACGCAGAUUGCGUCUCAGGCAGCAAAUGAGAGAUGGUAUUUUGAGUCACGUUAAGUUUUGUGCCAUCCACAAAACUGCCUAUGCACCCUGCUGCUGCAAGUGCUGCUCUUGGAGGACUCCACCUGUGCCAAUAUUUCCAGAUCAAAAGGAAGGAGACAUCACAUAUAUCUGCGACCAAUUUGAGUUCUUCUGCACGCAGGUGUACCCUCAUGUUCAAUGUUGGUACAGGAUGGAUGACUAUGGGAACUUGCAGUUAACAAGUACAGAUCACCCCAGUUUCAUCUAAGGGUACUUGUUUGUUGCAUUUAGUAUUCCAAUUAAAGGUUAUUGAUUUUAUGAAAUGCCUAGCAAGCAGCUUGGCUAACAUGCACAGUUUUAGUCACUGUUCUCUGUAAUCAUGAUUGUAUAUUGCAUCUUAUAUUUCAUCAUUAAAGUUGUCUUCGUUCCAUUGUAGUUUA